CGAGCCACACCCCUAUAUUGAAAGGCAAUCAUGGAUUUGAUGGAGAAGGUGAAACGACCUGUUGUAGAGAAAGUCUGUCUUGUUGUUAAUCAAGGGGAGGUCAUAGAGGGCGCCCUCUGUGUCACUGCAUUCCAUUUCGUCUUCUCUACUCGAAUCAAAGCCCAAGACGAGAUUAUGUUUCUUCACACUAGCAUUUUACUACUUGAGAGGCAGAACCCGUCCACCGGUACUCUAAUUAAUGUCACGCUCAAGGAUUUUAGAAGGUUUUCUAUCGAUUUUCCAGACGUUGAGUCGUGUAACGACGUAUUUGAGUCUCUGGAAAUGCUAUCCCAUCCAGGUCGUAUCGAUAAAUUGCAUCCAUUUUUCUUUCGUCCUCGCAUCCCUCCUUCAGACAUUCCUCCAUUUUCUCCGGAAAACAUGACAUCGCUUUUCACACGAUACAAGUGCCCGCCCGACGACUGGAGGGUCAGCGACUGUAACCGUGGUUACAAGUUAUGCUCAUCACAUCCAGAGGAAGUCAUAAUUCCUGCUAAAAUCAAUGAUCAGGAGAUUGGAGCCGUAGCCUCUUUCAGACAGCAUGGAAAGUUCCCCAUUCUCUCUUACUACAACUCAAAGCAAAGGUCUGUUAUUUUAAGGUGUGGUGAGCCAUUAUGUGGUACAACUCUUAAAAGAUGCAAAGAAGAUAUAAAAUUGCUAAAUUCUUGUCUCAAAAUAGGAAAAGGACGAAUAUUUGAUAUCCGAACUCAGCAAGCAGCUCAACAUCACAUGAGCAAAGGUGGAGGAGUAGAGUUUCCAAGUAAUUAUUCACAGUGGAGAGUGGAGUAUGGAUCGAUGGAGUCCAUCACUAACAUACAAUCAUCUUAUCUUAAAUUAAUUGACGUUUGUUCUGAUGUAAAUAACUCGUCAUGGUAUGGCCGACUUGAAUCCUCGGGCUGGUUGACUCACGUAGAGCAACUCCUGAGAGCUGUAAAGCAUGUGGUUCACUCUGUCUAUCAAGAAGGUACCAGUGUUGUAUUGCAUGGUACAAAUGGUUGUGAUGGAACACUUCAGGUCAGUUCAUUAGCCAUUCUACUAAUGGAUCCUCAAGCUAGAACAAUCAGAGGUUUUCUUCAGUUGAUCGAGAGGGAAUGGCUACAAGGAGGACAUCCCUUUAGCUUAAGACACAACAUUGUUAGUGCUGCUCCAGAGAAACAGAAAGGGCCGAUAUUCCUACUCUUCUUAGAUGCUGUGUGGCAGAUCAUGAGACAGUAUCCAUUAUCAUUUGAAUUCAAUGAGCUCCUCCUUCACAUCCUCUUUGUUCAUUCUUACUCUUCUAGUUAUGGUACUUUCUUGUAUGAUAAUCCUGCUGAGCGAGACAGGCACAAACUAAGAGAGAAAACAGAGUCAUUGUGGGAUUACAUUCUUCUUUCUCCUGAUGUAAUGUCAUCAAUCAUCAAUCCUUUGUACUCUAAGAAUAGCACUCUCCUAGUCGUCUCUGUUCAUCCUUGUAGCAUAGUUUUCUGGAAGAGACUCUAUCUUCGGACUGAUUUAAGUCCUACGCUAAGUUUGGAGAGCCAUGAGGUCUUACUCAAGCUUAAGGCGGAGAACGAAGAACUGAAAGAGAAAUUGAUUAAAAUUCGAAAGGAACUUGAUGAAGUGCAAAGUAAAGGCAGAGAAUAUUCAAGUGUUUGGUCAUAACAUAGAAUUCAAUUGAUUUAUUAUUAUUAUUAUUAUUAUUAUUAUUAUUAUUAUUAUUAUUAUAUUUAUUGUG
Amphimedon queenslandica is the source of this 1750-nucleotide messenger RNA. RefSeq names its product myotubularin-related protein 9-like. NCBI's taxonomy places the organism in Eukaryota, Metazoa, Porifera, Demospongiae, Haplosclerida, Niphatidae. The record is from RefSeq and is a predicted model, not a curated record. Gene Ontology annotation, cellular component: cytoplasm. The transcript is spliced from 14 exons. Bases 31 to 1677 code for a protein of 548 amino acids. Gene Ontology annotation, biological process: phosphatidylinositol dephosphorylation; negative regulation of autophagy. Gene Ontology annotation, molecular function: protein phosphatase binding; phosphatidylinositol-3,5-bisphosphate phosphatase activity; phosphatidylinositol-3-phosphate phosphatase activity.